Molecule: messenger RNA, 425 nt
Organism: Talaromyces stipitatus ATCC 10500
Lineage: Eukaryota; Fungi; Ascomycota; Eurotiomycetes; Eurotiales; Trichocomaceae
Product: casein kinase, putative
Exons: 4
Coding region: 1-366 (121 amino acids)
Source: RefSeq, a predicted model, not a curated record
AUGGUCAUCGAUCUUCUUGGGCCCAGUUUGGAUGAGGACAAGAAAUUGAAAGGUACUGCUCGUUAUGCCAGCAUCAAAGCUCACUUGAGUGCCGACCAGUCUCGUUCUGAUGACAUGGAGUCCCUAGGUUACGAUCCUCCGGAUGAGAAGCCCGACUACUCUUACAUCCAAGAUUGCGGCGAUGUUGACGCUAACAAACCUAAGAAUGACAUGAACACUGAGCGACAGCAAUACAGUGCUGCCCAAGCUGCUGGCGCCAAACCCUGUACUAUCUCCAAUAAACGCCGUAACCACAGAGUCAUUGAACGUGGCUUCGUCAACACCCUGGGCACCGAUCAUAUGGUUAGAAGGAGUGAUGGCCAUUGAAAGCCACGCAAAUCAUCAGUCGCCACACAGCAGGCCAUCGAACAAACCAGUGGCAUGUU